Messenger RNA from Leptopilina boulardi, 1031 nucleotides. RefSeq lists its product as uncharacterized. NCBI's taxonomy places the organism in Eukaryota, Metazoa, Arthropoda, Insecta, Hymenoptera, Figitidae. The coding region runs from base 51 to 779 and encodes 242 amino acids. The record is from RefSeq and is a predicted model, not a curated record. The transcript is spliced from 2 exons.
GAUGACGAAGACGAAGUAUACGAUUAACUCGUAAGGAGUGUGGGUCUCUCAUGCAGCGAAAGUGCAGGUAUAUAUUGCAGGUGAUAGUCUCAAUGCAGUCUCAGUGUAAAAUCCCGCAGACUAGCAUGAGCAUCCCACAGAGAGUCGUCUUAUUGGUGCUGUUAGCUACAGCGGUGGUGGCCACUGAAGUAAAAAAGGUCGAUGACCUCAAAAAUAAAAGAGGUUUGGAUCAUGGACUAGGUGAUUUGGGUGGUCUUGGUGACAUUGGCGGUCACGGUGACAUUGGACUUGGUGGUUUAGGCGUUGGAGGUGGAAUUGGAAUUGGAGGAGGAAUUGGAGGUGGAAUUGGAGGAGGAAUUGGAGGAGGAAUUGGCGGUGGUGAUGGUGGACGUAUUUCAGGAAUUACAAUUCAUCGUGAAGUUCCUGUACCAGUACCAGCACCAUAUACAGUAGAACGACAAAUUCCUGUACCCUAUCCAGUUCAUGUUAAAGUACCUGUCGAUAAUCCAGUACCAUAUCAUGUACCAAAACCAUAUGCCGUUCAUGUUGAGAAAAAAGUACCCGUCAAAGUACCCGUCAAAAUACCAGUUCAUAUUGAAAAAGAAAUUCCCGUACCCGUCAAAGUUCCCUAUAUUGUCAAGGAAUCGUAUCCAGUUUAUGUGAAAGCUCACGAUCAUCAUCAUGAAUUAAAUAGUGGAUUGGGUGGAUUAGGUGGUUUGUCAAGCUGGGGUGGUCAUCAUGAUUUGGGACAUCUUCAUCUUGAUGAUUUACAUCAUUGAAUACCCUUGCCAGGGACGUGCGCAUUAUUCAUUAAUUAUUAUUUGUAAAUAAUGACAAAAAAAAAAAAAAAGAACGAAACAUUUGUACCAUUUGAAUGUAUAAAGAAUAUUUACGUUUACGUAUAUAAAUAAGCUGUGCGUAUAAAUUGUCAGACUGUAUGCUGUAUAAGUAAAUUAUUAAUAUUACUUUUUUUUUUGACGAGAUUUUUUUUUUUCUAAUAAAGUUGCAGUCCUUGUCCUUUUUUUCGAUUA